Messenger RNA from Saprolegnia diclina VS20, 947 nucleotides. RefSeq lists its product as hypothetical. The annotation marks the transcript as partial. The record is from RefSeq and is a predicted model, not a curated record. Lineage: Eukaryota; Oomycota; Saprolegniomycetes; Saprolegniales; Saprolegniaceae. The transcript is spliced from 2 exons.
AUGCUUCCGAUCACGUACUUCUUCAUCAAGGACCACAAGCACGAGGCCGCCAAGUUCUCCGAGUACAUUGCGCAGGUCUGGCAACUCAUCCAGAAGCGCGCAAUGUGGCAACUCAUGCUCUUCAACUUCUUUUACAACCUCUUUGGCGGCGGCUUCUCUUCGACCGCCGCGCCGUAUGUGCAGCUGCACUGGGCCAAGGUCGAGAACCUCAACAGCCAGAUCAUGACGAUCGUCUCCAACCUCAUCUUUGCUUGCAUUGUUGCGUCCAUCGGCCGCUGGGGCACCAACUGGAACUGGCGCAUCGUCGUCGUCUCGACCACCUUGACGACGGCGUGCAUCGACUCGGUCGUUCAAUUCUGCACCUUCUACGACGUCCUCCGCAACCAGUGGUUCUACCUCGGGGUGCCGUUGGCCGAGCAGCUGCCCCAAGGCGUCCUCUUCAUCGUCACGACGUUCAUGAUUGUCGAGCUCGCCGGUAUUGGCAACGAAGGCCACCUUUACUGCACCAUCUACGACGUGCUGCGCAACCAGUGGUUCUACCUCGGUGUACCCAUCGUCGAGAUGCUGCCGCAGGGCGUCCUCUUCAUCGUCACGACGUUCGUCAUUGUCGAGCUCGCCGAGAUUGGUAACGAAGGCAUCGUGUAUGGUCUCCUCACGACGGUCUCGAACCUCCCGUCGGCUGUCGGCCCGGUGCUGGCCAACCAGAUCUACUCCAACUUCCGUGUCGACGAAGACUCGAUCAUUUCGGACACCGACGACGCGCGCAACCAAGUCGCAUACACGUACAUGAUCUACUAUGCGGGCUUUCUCAUCGCGGCCUGUACGUCCUACUUCCUCCCGUCGCAGAAGCUCCAGCUUCACGAGCUCCAGCGCAACGGCGGCAGCUACCCGGUCGUCGGUGGUGCGGUCCUCAUCUUCUGCUUUUGCAUGCUCGUCUACUCGAUCAC